Molecule: messenger RNA, 774 nt
Organism: Perca flavescens (yellow perch)
Lineage: Eukaryota; Metazoa; Chordata; Actinopteri; Perciformes; Percidae
Product: collagen alpha-1(X) chain
Exons: 3
Coding region: 1-657 (218 amino acids)
Molecular function (GO): protein binding
Source: RefSeq, a predicted model, not a curated record
AUGAAGUCUACCAUUUUACUGUUUGUUUCUCUGUUCUGUGGCCUGAUUUUGGCCCAAGAUGAUGGUAGUACUACUGAAACAGAAAAAACUAGUACACCAGGGCCAUGCUUUCCUGACAUGUGUGAUGUCCUGGAACAGAUAGGUGCCCUGAAAGAAAAACUCGACUCUGUGGAAACCAGACUGGCGGACAGUGAAACCAAACUGGCGGACAGUGAAACCCAGAUUCAGGAACUGAAGAACAAAGAAAGUACCAAGGUGCUGUUCAGCGCAGCAUCAGGAGGAGGAGAUGCAAACAUUGGACCCUUCAACACAGACACAACGUUAGUCUUCAGAAAAGUGAUAACAAACAUCGGUGAUGCUUACAUUCCAUUCACAGGUAUCUUCACUGCACCUGUUGCAGGUGUUUAUUAUUUUACUAUGUUCUAUCACGCUGGAGGAAGACAUGAUACAGGGUUGAAUCUUGUCAAGAACAAUGAAGACAUUGUCAAGACAAAUGAUCACCCAUCAGACGAUGACAGAGCUGAUAACGGAGGAAACGCUGCGUUCCUGCAGCUGCAGCCAAGAGACACGGUGUUUGUGCGCUUGGCUGCAUCCCUUUAUGUUUGGGGAACAGACUACCACACUACUUUCAGUGGUUUUCUGGUCACCCCAUUGUGAGAAUCUCUGUUCAUCGAUUUGUUCCUGCUUGAAGAUGGAUGUAAAAAAUUCCAGAUCGCCAUUCUAUCAUUAAAAUCUGAUGAAUCAGAAUGUUGUUGCUCAUAAAAUAAAGAGUCU